CUCAAACAAAAUGGCUGAGUCGGCGAAGAUGAGGAACGCGAAAGUUAUACGUGAAAAACUGAGCUAUUGGGAACAUAAAGGAGACCCCAAAGCACCGUUGUCGGACAUACAAAAAGAUAGUUUUAUGGAAUUGGCAACUAUUGCUUCUAGUAGGCCACUACCAGUAGAGAUACCAAUUGAUGAAAUAGGAAGCUUUACUCAACACAUACCCAUCGCAUCAUCUGACUUCUCCAAUGUUGGCAAGGAUGUUAUCAGUGAAGGAUUUGCUUCUCUGGAUAUGGAAAAUGAGAAAAUCGAAAAUGCACAACAGUUUUUUGCUUGGUUCAACAAAGUGGAACAACAAAUGGACAUGGAUGAAGAAAUCUCAUACAAGGCCCAUUGUGACCAGCUGUCACAGUAUAAGGAGCAGUGUGAAGAUGUCCUGCAGGAGGUGUCGAGGGCGCUCUUCCACCUUGAGGAACUACAGAAGCAGCAUGUGUUUGUAUCUACAAAGACCAACGCACUUCAUGAGGCCUGUGAAGAAUCUCUCAGAGAACAAACAAGCUUAGUCAAUAAAGCAGAGACAAUAAGUAGUAAACUGUCAUACUUCAAUGAAUUGGAACGAAUUAACACAAAACUUAGUUCACCAACUUUUUCUGUGUCGGGAGAUUCACUUGUACCAGUACUAUCCAAGUUGGAUGAAUGUAUCACUUAUAUAUCUUCAAAUCCACAUUUCAAGGAAUCACAACUUUACCAAACCAAGUUCAAAUCGUGUCUAUCAAAGGCGUGUCAACUGAUGAGGACAAGCGUUUAUAACACUUUACAACAUGCCACCCAACAAGUACUCAGCAGAAAGGAUGCCGAUAACCAAUCAGAGAAUGCAUUUACGCUGUUUUAUGGGAACUUUCGAACAAGUGCUCCAAAAGUGAAAGCUAUUAUGGAACAAGUUGAACUAAGGGUGAAUCGAGGGUCUGAAUACCAAACCUUACUGGACAACUGUUAUUCUUAUUACUUUGCUCAGCGACAGACAUUGCUGGCGCCUAGUGUGGCAGUGGCUGUUACUGAACUGGCAUCUAAGCAUGUGCGAGAUCACUGUGCACUUGUUCGGAGUGGUUGUGCUUUUAUGAUCCAUGUAUGUGAAGAUGAAUAUCAGCUGUUCUUUCAUUUUUUUUCUAAGCCCACAAAAAGGCUUGAUUUAUUACUGGAGAGUCUUUGUAGUAGCCUGUAUGAUGUCCUACGACCUCUGAUUAUCCACAUCAACCAUCUGGAGACCCUUGCAGAGCUCUGUAGCAUCCUUAAGAUAGAGAUGCUACAAGAUCAUGUCCAGAAUAGUCCUAAAGAACUAAAGUCAUUUGAAACAAUUGCCUGCCAGAUGCUGGAGGAUGUCCAAGAAAGACUGGUCUUCCGGUCUCACAUCUACAUUCAGUCCGAUAUUUUAAACUAUAAACCUGCCCCAGGGGACUUAGCGUAUCCUGAAAAACUGGAAAUGAUGGAGAGCAUAGCUGAGAGUUUGAAGAAGGAUUCUCUGUCACGCCAGAGUUCAGUUGGAUCAUUGACAAGUCAGGAGGUGGCUGUUAUCACAGACACAUCCUCUGCCAUUCAAGGUGAUAAUGCUGUAAAUGGCACAGAAGUAAAACCACUGCUGCCAGUGAUAAACACAGCUCCAACACAGGUGAACUCUUCACUCUCACCUGCCGAUCUCCAUGGCAUGUGGUACCCAACUGUGAGGAGAACGCUCGUCUGCCUCUCAAAACUCUACAGGUGCAUUGAUAAAGCAAUAUUUCAAGGCUUGUCUCAAGAAGGACUUCAUGCUUGUAUCAUGUCUCUCAUUGUGGCUCAGCAAGGUAUAACAAAAAGAAAGGCUGCCCUUGACGGACAACUAUUUUUAGUGAAACACUUGUUGAUACUUCGUGAGCAGAUUGCACCGUUUCAUGUUGAUUUCUCAAUCAAGGAAACAGCCCUUGAUUUCAGUAAGAUGCGAGAUGCUGCCUAUGGCCUAUUGCGUCAACGAUCGAGAUUAUUUUCUGUAAAUAGUAACAAUGCAUUCCUUGAGUUUUUGUUUGAGGGAACACCUCAAGUAUUGGAACACUACAUAGACUCCAAGAAAGAUGUUGACAACCAGCUGAAGAAAACCUGUGAACAUCUAAUUAAGAAUGUCACUAAUAGCUUUAUAUCAGACCUCAACUCUUUCCUCACCAAGGCAAAUGUUGUUUUGAAUCUAAAUAAGGAAGAAGGAACAAGAAUCAACCUUAAACAACAACCUUUUGCAAGCCCAGAAAAAGUAAAUGAAGUGGUAAAUGUGACAUACAAACAAAUUAAAAGCAAGUUGCCAAGCAUAUUAGAUAAGCAAAACAUAUUCAUACAGUUAGUAAAUAUAAUGAAAUUUCUCUUUUUGACUAUAGUAUGCUUUUUACAGGGUAAUGUCCAGUUAGCAUUUCAACAACUAGAGGCAAUCGCUAAAGAGCAAUAUAGUGAAGAAGAGCAGCAGAUUAUUGCAUGCCCAUCUGUUGAACAGGUUAAUCUUCUUUUGAGUGCAACGACCUAAAGUGGAAUGAGGAAGGAUUACAGUUUGACCACACUUGCCAUGAAUGAGUAGACGAGUAAAAAAUGGAUAUAAGACUGUUAUAAGCACACAAAGUAAUGUCCUUACAUUAUAUUUAUCAUUAUGUAAAAUUCUGUAUCUGGGGCAGAUCUUUUGCUUCAGUACUAGACAAAGCCUUGAUAUUUUGUUUUUUCUCUUAACCCCUAACCUUGAGUGGGUUUUAAGAUUGUUAAGAAAAUUCUCUAUGAGGGUUUAGAAAUACAAAAACACAGAGCAACUUGGAUUUAAUAUCUGCACUUCUGAUGAAACAGUGGCUGAACAUCUUUGGUUUUUGGAUGCAACCCCAUGUUAAAAAAAUAAUCAGGAUGGCCUGCGCUCAAAUAUGUUGAAUACUAGAAAAGGUCUCCCAACCAAAACAAACGGUAUUAAGAAUGGAAAACGAAGACAGUACACAUAGUGUGAAAGGAUUUGGGACUCCCUCAACUUCCAAGAAGACUGGUUUGACAACUAUGUGUAAGUUGCACAUGUUUUUUUUCACUGGAAUUCUAACCAAAAUUCUGUAAAAUAAAUUUAAUACUGAAUGACAUAAGUAGCCACAUUUAUAUAGCACCACUUAAAGCUAAAAAAUAA
Anneissia japonica is the source of this 3151-nucleotide messenger RNA. Its product is annotated as conserved oligomeric Golgi complex subunit 3-like. The transcript has 22 exons. The record is from RefSeq and is a predicted model, not a curated record. Gene Ontology annotation, cellular component: COG complex; membrane; cis-Golgi network. Gene Ontology annotation, biological process: Golgi organization; intracellular protein transport; intra-Golgi vesicle-mediated transport. NCBI's taxonomy places the organism in Eukaryota, Metazoa, Echinodermata, Crinoidea, Comatulida, Comatulidae. The coding region runs from base 11 to 2524 and encodes 837 amino acids.